AUGCAUAAGAGGAAAAGUAAUGGAACUUUGUGGAGCUGGCAUAAGCAUCGCAUACCGAAGGCCCGUGGGACUUCUGCAAGUGGCCUCGAGCUACAUAUCAACAACCUUGGAAGCCGGAAUGGGAGCUUUGACUUGGAUUCACAACAGGAAUGGGAACCAGCAAUUAUGGAAGGAGGAGAGCGCGAACAUAGGCGAAUUCCAUCGUCGUCGUCGACGUUGCACUUCGGCGCAGCAGAAAGGCUGGAGAGCAAUGUGAAGCCUCAGCAUGUGACGUGGAUGUCUCUUCCUCGAAAAGACCAGCUGGCCGGUUUUCUUCAAGGCGCAUUCACGGCUGCUCAGUUUGCUACUGCUGUUCCCUGGGGUCAUGCUGCCGAUGCUAAAUUGGGUGAACGGAAAUUUGUCCUGCUUCUAGGGACGAGCGUAUCCUAUCUGGGUAUUGCGUUUUCGACGUCGUUUACCCAGGCCAUGUUCUGGCGUUCCUUUGGUGGAGCUAUCAAUGGUAUGGUUGGAAUUAUCCGGACCAUGAUAGUGGAAAAUAUCAGGAAGAAAAACUACCAGUCAAGAGCCUUUUCGAUUCUACCAAUCGGAUUUAAUAUUGCUUCCCUAUCCGGGCCAGUGCUGGGUACUGUCCAUGGCAUUAUUGGACAGUCGGUUUCAUCCGCAUUCCGCACAGUUGGCCCAGUUUUUGCAUGGUCAUGGUAUGGUCUGGGGCUCGAAAUUGGUAGUUAUGGUGGGAUUGGCAUUGUGGCUAGUGGCGGUUGUCUCAUGUCUUGGAUGCACAGCGGCAUUUUGGGUUUAUGA
Blastomyces gilchristii SLH14081 is the source of this 801-nucleotide messenger RNA. RefSeq lists its product as uncharacterized. The transcript is spliced from 4 exons. Lineage: Eukaryota; Fungi; Ascomycota; Eurotiomycetes; Onygenales; Ajellomycetaceae. Gene Ontology annotation, biological process: transmembrane transport. Gene Ontology annotation, molecular function: transmembrane transporter activity. The coding region runs from base 1 to 801 and encodes 266 amino acids. The record is from RefSeq and is a predicted model, not a curated record.